AUUUGAUAGAUUUUAGUAGUUUCAAAAAAUCUAACCGAGACGGUUGGGAAUGUCUAGACUCAAGAAUGUUCCGAUGAAUCAAUUCAUAUUCAAUAUAAUAUACUUUUCAAUUGAAAAGGGCGUAUCUGCAAAAUAGCACAUUUGGGAUAUUUGUCUUUGAAGACUUUCAUUUCAUCCACAGAUUCAAUUGAAUUAAUAUGAAGAAAAAAUAAAUGAUAAUGCAUGUUAAUUAAAUUUAAUCUGUAGAUGGCACAAAUGAAAGUAUUUAAAGUUCAAUCAAUAUCCCAAAAGUGAUUUUUUGUAGAUACGCACGCACUUCUCAAUUCAAACGUCAGUAUAGAUUCAUCAUAUUCCAAUCUGAUCACGCUGAUGAAACUGUUGAAAUGAUGUUCGAUCAAUACAUUGCUUUCCGGAAAUAAAGAGGAUCUUAUACGAAUUCAAUACAGUAAUUACAAUAUCUUAUGCAUAAUGGACCUGUACUUAGCAACUCUCAUGCUUGUAGACACCUCUGAUAAUGCUUUGUCGGCAUUAUCCAUAACAGAAUUACGGUUCGUUUUAUGGGUCGGCUUUAAAAUUCAGUAAAGACGGAUAACUUUUUUGACCGUUAUGCAAAUUUAGGUAGCUAUUAUUUGAAAGCGUUGAAUAUUUUGCAAUAACCUGGACCACUUUAGGAAUCACUGGCCUGGCGUAUACCGAUGACGAAUACAAAAAUCACAUUUGGCAAAACCAGAGGCAACGCCGACAAAGUGGAUAUACAAAGGAUAAUAAUAAAUCUCGAAAAUAGACGUGCUCGUAGGGAAAUAAAAAUAAUUAUCUUGAAAGCGAUAAUAAACUAAUAAACUCUGAAGGGUGCGAUUUUCGACUGCCUUGAAGAUUUCAAAGGAAAGUAAAAUGAUUAUUGGUUCAUUUUUAUGGAAUUUUUACGAAGAUAUAUCUCUGUAUUUCCAAUCAAUUAUUUAGAUUCAUAAUAUUUUAUAUGUGGUUAUGGGAGCAAAUGUUCAAUUGUUGAAAGCACAUUAAAAAGACCAUCAAAAAUAUAAUAUACGUUUCAAUUGAAAAGGGCGUAUCUGCAAAAUAGCACAUUUGGGAUAUUUGUCUUUGAAGACUUUCAUUUCAUCCACAGAUUCAAUUGAAUUAAUAUGAAGAAAAAAUAAAUGAUAAUGCAUGUUAAUUAAAUUUAAUCUGUGGAUGGCACAAAUGAAAGUAUUUAAAGUUCAAUCAAUAUCCCAAAAGUGAUUUUUUGUAGAUACGCACGCACUUCUCAAUUCAAACGUCAGUAUAGAUUCAUCAUAUUCCAAUCUGAUCACGCUGAUGAAACUGUUGAAAUGAUGUUCGAUCAAUACAUUGCUUUCCGGAAAUAAAGAGGAUCUUAUACGAAUUCAAUACAGUAAUUACAAUAUCUUAUGCAUAAUGGACCUGUACUUAGCAACUCUCAUGCUUGUAGACACCUCUGAUAAUGCUUUGUCGGCAUUAUCCAUAACAGAAUUACGGUUCGUUUUAUGGGUCGGCUUUAAAAUUCAGUAAAGACGGAUAACUUUUUUGACCGUUAUGCAAAUUUAGGUAGCUAUUAUUUGAAAGCGUUGAAUAUUUUGCAAUAACCUGGACCACUUUAGGAAUCACUGGCCUGGCGUAUACCGAUGACGAAUACAAAAAUCACAUUUGGCAAAACCAGAGGCAACGCCGACAAAGUGGAUAUACAAAGGAUAAUAAUAAAUCUCGAAAAUAGACGUGCUCGUAGGGAAAUAAAAAUAAUUAUCUUGAAAGCGAUAAUAAACUAAUAAACUCUGAAGGGUGCGAUUUUCGACUGCCUUGAAGAUUUCAAAGGAAAGUAAAAUGAUUAUUGGUUCAUUUUUAUGGAAAAAAAUUUCGUUUUUCGUUUCUGCAAGAAUUCUGAAAUUUCAUAUUUUGAAAAUCUUGGGAGGGGUAAUUACUAUAUAAUACUAGUACUCUUCACUAUUUCUAUACGGUCUUGCUUACUGACUGACUGAUAUUUGUACGUUUUUGAGACUCAAUUAUUAAGUGAAGUUAGUGAAGGUGUUUGAAGUUUUUUUAUAAGUUAUAUUUGCCUUUGACCUAAGGACUUUUUGUUUAUUCAGUUAUUAAAGGUAAGAGCUUAAUAUACAAUUCGAUAUUUUUCAACCUUAAAAUUACUUUUUUGAAGAUAUAAAACUUGAAAACGAUUUAUAUUUGAAUGUAUUAGAUUUUUGUGUAUAACCAAUAUCGGGUGUUUCAUGUCAUCGUAUAUAGGCAAAAUCUCGCUCAUUUGACGAGAUAAUAAAAAAAUUUCUGUUACUAGGGCCUAGUAACAGUUGGAAUAAUACAGAUCUAUUCUGAAUUUCUCCAAGUGAAUAUUAGAACUCUGAAAAUAGACGAGCAGAUAAAUUCGAUUUUUUUAAUCUGAAGUUGGUUGUGUUGUGAAUAUUUCGGAGUGAAAACUUGUGUUUGAAUAUUUCGAUCUUUUUGUAAGGAAAGCAAAAAUGUUUGGUCUAGUUCAUUUUCCCGACCAGACUUACGGAAUAUAUUCAAUGAAAAAUAUUUCAAAGAAAAAAGGAGAUAAUAAUGCCUGCAUUGUAAAACAUAGAGGUGCCAAAUAUGAAGCAGUACUGAUAACAGAAAAAGAGAAAAAAGAAGAACUGAGGGUACUUCAAGAUGAAAUGGUUGGACAGCUAAAAUCAGUAAAGAAAUCUGUAAGCGAUAAUAAUUUCACUGAUUCGAAAAUUGGAGAAAAAUAUGUGGAUAUGGACAGACCAUCUACUUCCUCCAUCAACCAUAAAUAUGUUUCCUCCGUUGUUAAAAAAGAUGAAGAAAGUAGUGAUGAAGCAAUUCAAGAGCAAAGAGAAGAACAGAGGAUUCUUCAAGAUGAAACGCUCGAACAAAGAGAAUCAGUAGAAAAAUCUAUAGGCAAUAAUCAUUCCACUGAUUCAAAAAUUGGAAAAAAAUAUGUGGAUAUGGAAAGACCAUCUACUUCCUCCAUCAACCAUGAAUAUGUUUCCACCGUUGAGGGUAGAGAUGAACAAAGUAGUGAUGAAGCAAUUCAAGAGCAAAGAGAAGAACAGAGGAUUCUUCAAGAAGAAACGCUCGAACAAAGAGAAUCAGUAGAAAAAUCUAUAGGCGAUAAUCAUUCCACUGAUUCAAAAAUUGGAAAAAAAUAUGUGGAUAUGGACAGACCAUCUACUUCCUCCAUCAACCAUGAAUAUGUUUCCACCGUUGAGGGUAGAGAUGAACAAAGUAGUGACGGAGCAUUUCAAGAGAAAAUAAUUAUAGAAGAUAUAUUGCUUAAUCCGCGGAGAUCGCCAGAAAAAUCUCUAGUCUAUGAGGAUUUCAAUGAUUUUUCAAUUGGAACAGAAUAUGUGGAAAUUAACCGAUCAUCUACUUCUCUUAUGAAGAACUUCGAUGAUACUGUUUUCUCCACUGUUUGUGGAGAGGAGGAAGACAGAUAUGCAGAAUUUCAAGAUAAUAGUACCAUGGAAGCUUCAGAUAUGAAUGUUGACAAAAACAAACAGAGUAUUAUGCAACAUCAUGGAAUACCAGUUCAAGUGGAACCUGAAGAUGAGAUAGAAUUAUCAGUUUAUGGAGACAAUUCUGAUGAUGAUUCAGAUUAUAAUUUAUCUACUUAUUCAGAAACGCAAUCUGAUAACUCACGAGAUGGCAGUCGGAGCUCAACACCAUGUUCCUUUCUAUCUGAAAUGGAUCUGAAUAUUGAGGAGAAAACGCAACCGAAUGAGUCCAAUAAUAAUUCCCUCUCGAAAAGCAUCCAAGUUCAUUUAUCUGCCUCGUUAAACGAACCAGGGUGCGAUGAUGAAAAUAUGAUGGUAACUGAGUCCCGCGGAAGAAAAGGAGACAAGAAGGCAAAUUUUUGUUUCUACUGCCAUACGAAACAGCAAAAAAUCUCACGACACCUAGAGAAUAAACACAGCGGUGAGGAGGAGGUGAAAAAAUUUAUUAUGUUACCAAAAGGUAACGUAGAAAGGGCCAAGAUUAUUGGUCAGAUAAGAAAAAGGGGAAAUUUCCUUUUUAAUACGAAUGAGAAUUUAAAUGAUGGUGAGCUGAUUGUGGCGCGACGGCCUAAAAGCAGCAGGAAUAAAAGUGGUAGGGAUUACAGUGCAUGUGCAAACUGUAAGGGAUUUUUCUCAAAAGCCACCCUUCGAGUGCAUUUCAGAUCCUGCACAGGCAUUGAUUCCGACAUUAAAAGAUUGCCAAAUUUGCUAAGUAAAAAAAUCACAUCAAGAAUACAUCCUAUGGCAUCAAUAACUGUGAGAAAUCAUUUAUUCCCACCGCUGAGGGAGGAUGAUGUAUGUAGAGCAAUCAGAUAUGAUGAACUCAUCAUCAUUUAUGCUAACAAAAUGGUGGAAAAAUAUAGAGAACCGAGACAUUUCCAAAUGAUAAGGCAGAGAUUACGAUUAAUUGGUAAUUUCCUCAUUAAAAUGAAGGCACUGAGUAAGGAAAUAAAUAAUUUAGCCUCUAUAUAUGACCCAAAAUUUGUAGACAUGGUUUUAUCUGCUAUAAAUAUGUGUGCCCGGUACACUGAAACUACGAACUGCUUCGAAGCUCCUUCGGUAGCGUUCAGUUUGGGCACACUGCUGAAGCAGAUUGGCAAUUUAUUAAUAACAGAGUGCAUUAAAAACCACAAGGAAGAAAUGCGAAAAAAUGCUAAAUAUUUCUUGAAAGUUUUCGCUCAAGAAGUGAACAUAAAUGUAAACAGAACUGUUGCUGAAACUCAACUGAAAAUGAGUAGAACAAAAACAGUUAUGCUACCCACAAUGGGCGACAUAAAAAAACUCAGCGACUAUUUGACCAAGAAGAGAAAAGACGCCCUUGAGAAAUUGAAAAUUUGCUUCUCGUCAUUGGCCUGGAUAGACUUAGCAGAGGCAACGCUAACGUCUAUCCAGGUUUUCAAUAGACGACGCGCUGGAGAAGUCGAGAGAAUUAGCAUUACCGAAUUUGAAAAAUACGAAACGAUUGAGAGAAGUAAUAAUGAUCUAUUUCAAUCACUUUCAGAGAAAUCAAAAGAAAUUGCAAAAAAAUAUGUUCGAUUCACUAUAAGGGGCAAGUUGAAUCGGACGGUUCCUGUUCUAUUGGAUACUCAUUUAUGUGAGUGCAUCCAAUUAAUAAUAAAAAACAGAACAAAUAUGAGGGUCCACAAGAGUAACCCUUAUGUAUUCGGUACACCAGGGUCGGAUACAAAAAAGCAUCCACAUCUGAGUGCCUGCACUUUGAUGAGGAAAUUCUCUGAAGCUUGUGGUGCUGAGCACCCGACAAGACUACGUGGCACCAAUUUGAGGAAACAUAUAGCCACUACGUGUAUUACUUUGAAUCUUGAAAAUCAAGACGUAGUGGAUUUGUCGAACUUCAUGGGCCAUUCGGAGAAGAUACACAAGGGCAUUUAUCGUCAGCCCAUUAUAAGUAGGGACAUUUUGGGCAUUUCACAACUCCUGCAAACAGCUCAAGGAGAAAAUGAAAAUGCAAGCAGUGAUGACUCCGAAAAUGAGGUUGUCAAUGAUGAAGAACCAAUUCCUACAAAUGAAAUCAAUUCAACAGGAGGAACUCCAAAUCUUAGUGGGGGGAAUAGGAGGAAUUCCAGCAAAGCCCAUACCCUAUCUGGCACCCUCAAAAGAGUGAGGUGGACCCAAGAGGAGAAGGAUGCUAUUUUCCGUAUUUUCGGAGAAUAUAUGAAUAGAAAAGCUCUACCUCCUUUGAAAGUGAUACAAACAGUGAUAAAAGAAACUCCUGUUCUUCAGAAUCGCACGUCACCACAAAUAAAGACAUGGAUUCACAAUCAGCUGAAGGGCUCCAAGAAGAAACUUUCAUUUUCAAACUGAAUAUUUGUGAUAUUUUUAAUUUAUACAUAGUCAUUCGUUUUUAUUCAUAUUUAUUUAUUUUUUCAUAUAUUUAUUUACUUUUCAAGAAAGUUGUUUAUGUUUCUUCAUUUUCAUUCAUUUAUUUUCAUUUAUAUUUGUUCGUUUUAUUUAGAGAUUUAUUUAUGUUCCUUUGAAAUUCAUUUAUUUGUAUUCUUAAGAUUUUUUCAAGAUGGUGUUUCUUUCGAAACACUUCAUUUACAAUUGAAGUUUAUUAUUUUUCUUAAUCAAAAACCAAAGAAAAACCGAAUAUUUUAUUGUCACCAUAUUUUUAUGCCUUCAACUGGAAAUUCCUAACUAGAUAUUACAGAAGAACUAGGUCGACUAGAAAUUUGGAAAUGGAGAUUAGAAUAUUUAUCAUUCCUGGCUCUUUCGUACAUAUAGAGAAGAUAUUUAAAUUUGAAAAGAAUUAUGAUUCCCUUGACUUCCUCAUUAUUUAAAAUACUUUACCCAAUAAUUUAACUUCACCUUAUUUUUAUGACCUUUAACUGGGAAUACUCAAGUUCAAUCAAGAAGUUACUGAGGAACUGGGUCGACUAGAAAUUUGAAAAUUGAGAUUAGAAUACUUUCUCAAUCUAGGCUCUUUCGGUUAUACAGAGGAUCAAAAAAAUGUUCAUAACGGCGACCCCCCCCCAAUUUAAAGGCUAGGAUCGCCCUUGUCAUAAAUGCAAUUUCUGUAACGAAACUACAAUGAAAUAUAUUUUCGAAAAUAAAAUAAUCCUCAUAUUAAGA
Molecule: messenger RNA, 6587 nt
Organism: Harmonia axyridis
Lineage: Eukaryota; Metazoa; Arthropoda; Insecta; Coleoptera; Coccinellidae
Exons: 9
Coding region: 2478-5819 (1113 amino acids)
Source: RefSeq, a predicted model, not a curated record